Messenger RNA from Macadamia integrifolia, 1875 nucleotides. RefSeq names its product E3 ubiquitin-protein ligase SP1. Gene Ontology annotation, biological process: organelle organization; protein ubiquitination. The transcript is spliced from 11 exons. The record is from RefSeq and is a predicted model, not a curated record. Bases 481 to 1512 code for a protein of 343 amino acids. Gene Ontology annotation, molecular function: ubiquitin-protein transferase activity. Lineage: Eukaryota; Viridiplantae; Streptophyta; Magnoliopsida; Proteales; Proteaceae.
GUUAUAUGCAUUAAGCUUUCUUGACCCUCUCCUCGACUCAUCGCAUCGGAUCCCUCUCUCUCUCUCUCGAGCCUUAUAAUUCAAAAACAAGAAUAUACAGCCAAUCUUUCCCUGACCUUUCAAACCAAUUCUCUCUGUAUAUAUCUUCAUUUGCAAUAAAUUUGUUUGCCACCUUCGACUUCCAAUCUUUCUCAACAUAAAGAACCCUAGUAGCUUUCGAAUUUUCAUUUCUGAAUCGAUUUUCAUGCUAUUUGCCCCUUUUCAUUCCGUCAAUUUACUGAUGAUUUCGAAAUUUUAAUUUCAUAUCAUGUGUUCAAGCUUCACUUUGAUGAAGUUGUUGAUAAACCUGAGGAUCGCUUAAUUUUUUUUUUUUCUGAUUUUUUAACCCAUUUGAUCGGUAUCAGUACCUUAUGUGCUGCCCUUUUGAUUGCAUGAAGCUUGAUUUAUAGGGUAGUGUGUCUGGUUGCCGAGUUCUUGAAUAUGCUUCCAUGGGGAGGACUUAGCUGCUGCUUGAGUGCAGCUGCUCUUUAUCUACUUGGGAGGAACAGCGGAAGGGAUGCGGAAGGUCUUAGAUCGGUUACUCGGCUGAGCCAAUUAAAGGAUUUAGCACAGCUCCUGGAUACUGCAUGCAAAGUUUUACCUUUGGUUGUCACGGUUUCUGGACGAGUUGGCUCAGAGACACCAAUCAACUGCGAGUAUAGCGGUUUGAGGGGCGUAAUAGUGGAGGAAACGGCAGAACAACACUUUUUGAAGCACAAUGAUGCAGGUUCCUGGAUACAAGACUCUGCAUUGAUGCUAUCUAUGAGUAAAGAGGUUCCUUGGUACUUGGAUGAUGGAACUGGUCGUGUUUAUGUUGUGGGAGCUCGAGGUGCUACAGGCUUGGUAUUAACUGUUGCCAGUGAAGUAUUUGAGGAGUCAGGGCGAUCUCUUGUUCGUGGAACAUUGGACUAUCUCCAAGGUCUUAAGAUGCUUGGGGUCAAGCGGAUUGAAAGAGUUCUUCCCACUGGUACUUCCUUGACUGUUGUUGGCGAGGCUAUUAAAGAUGAUGUUGGAAAGAUUCGGAUUCAGCGACCCCAUAAAGGACCAUUCUUUGUGACGCCCAAAAGUAUUGAUCAGCUCAUUGCAAAUCUUGGGAAAUGGGCAAGGUGGUACAAGUAUGCCUCUUUGGGGUUCACAGUUUGUGGUGUUUAUCUUAUUGCAAAGCAUGCCAUCCAAUGUAUCAUGGAAAGGAGGCGUCGCUGGGAUUUGCAGAAAAGGGUUCUUGCUGCUGCUGCACAAAGAUUGGGGCAGGAAAAUGAAGGAUCGAAUGGAAAGGCUGAAAAUGGAUUAGAUAAUGCGAAGAAGGACCAUUUAAUGCCAGAUCUAUGUGUGAUAUGUCUGGAACAGGAGUACAAUGCUGUUUUUGUUCCGUGUGGUCAUAUGUGCUGCUGUACUACGUGCUCUUCUCACUUGACCAACUGUCCACUUUGCCGGCGACGAAUUGAACAGGUGGUAAGGACUUUCCGCCAUUGACCCUUUAUUCUUGGCACUUCAAAGUUGCUUCAGUAGACGUGGCGCAUGAAGGUCGGAAUCUAGUAUUUUCACAUUGACAGUAAGAAUCUGACGGCCAGAGUUCCUCUAGAGUACUUCCUCUUCGGCAUUAGAACCUCAUACCAGGGAACUUCACCACCGAGUGCCACCCUAUUGUCAAAUAAUGGAUUUUUUCAAUAUUCCUGAUUAAGGGUUGAGAUUCAUGCUGAAAAUUUCUUCUCGAAUUGGAAACACUGUAGAGCUUGGUAUCUUUUGUAAAUAAAAACCAAAGUAUUGUAAUCUCUUUUUCUUUGUUUUAUAACGAAGAAAUUUCAUUGAUGAAAAUGAUAGCAGAUUUUAUUUUUA